AGAAUUCAUAGUUAUUUACAAUGAUGAAUACCUUUCUUAUUCUAGUUUUCGUAGCGUGAACGCGAGUGAACCGCAGAAUUUUUCCAACUUUUCACCUCUUAUCAUCACGUAGAUGAUAUUACAAAUUCAUGUUAAAUAAAUCCUAUUAUGACAAUACAAUAAUCGUGGCUCCAUGAUGCGGCUUUUGUAAAAAGGUUUGUAUGGUUGUAAGCAAGCACUUUUGAAGAAAUUAUAAACGGCCACGAAAAUGUUAUAAGUAAACAAGAGCCAAUAACAAAAAAAUUGAAAAAUCGUGGUUUACAGCCAGAAUUCAAUCUCGCCGGCUUGAAAAGUAUCUUAUUCAACGCGUAAUAUAAAGGAGAACUAGUGGCGAUGUCAGUUCCCCUGCUUUUGGUUCACGGAGGAGCCGGCGACAUUCCUGAUUCGCGAGUACCGGGAAAAUUGGACGGUAUUCGUAAAGCUCUCAGAAUUGGUUACGAAAAUUACGCUACAACAAAAGAUAUACUAGAUGCCACCCAAGCUGCGGUAGAAUACAUGGAGCUCGAUCCAAACUUCAACGCAGGAUAUGGUUCGGUGUUGACACGAGAUGGAGAGAUCGAACUCGAAGCAUUAGUAGUGGACGGAGAAAAUCUUGAAGCGGGCGCAGUUACUGGAUUGAAGAAUAUAUUGCAUCCCAUAGCUGUUGCUAGAAAAGUUAUGGAAAAAACUCCUCACGUAUUAUUAUCGGGUGAAGGUGCUCAGCAGUUCGCCGAAGAAUGCAGUUUUCCUUCAGAAUCGUCUCUCCAUACACCCGAUGCUUGGCAAGCCUUACAAGCUUUCAAAGAGAAGGCAACAAAUCCGUUUGCUAUGGAAAUUGGGAGCGGAGGUACCGUAGGUGCUGUGGGAAUUUCUUCUUCCGGACGUACGGUAUCAUGUACCUCUACGGGCGGAAUCACGGGAAAAAUGAGAGGGCGAGUUGGUGACACACCGAUUCCAGGUAGCGGCGGUGCUGCUGACAAUCUUAUUGGAGCCGUGUCUACUACCGGCUUUGGAGAUGCUAUUCUAAGAUACAACGUCGCCCAGCGCAUCCUUCUCGCCAUGGAAUCGGGUGAUACGGCGCAGGAAGCCUCUGAAAAGGUGUUGAAUUGCAUGCUGCAACGAAUUGGUAAAACUGCUGGAGCUAUUACUAUAGGCAAAGACGGUAGUAUAGGUGUUGCGUUUACUUCUAAAAGAAUGGCCUGGGCUUAUAUGAAAGAUGGACAAGUGCAUUAUGGAAUAAAUCAAGGCGAACAUUUUAUCGAAAACUUUCAGAGUUGACGUCGCUG
Molecule: messenger RNA, 1304 nt
Organism: Planococcus citri (citrus mealybug)
Lineage: Eukaryota; Metazoa; Arthropoda; Insecta; Hemiptera; Pseudococcidae
Product: probable isoaspartyl peptidase/L-asparaginase GA20639
Exons: 7
Coding region: 373-1296 (307 amino acids)
Cellular component (GO): cytoplasm
Molecular function (GO): beta-aspartyl-peptidase activity; asparaginase activity
Source: RefSeq, a predicted model, not a curated record